Messenger RNA from Kogia breviceps (pygmy sperm whale), 3217 nucleotides. The record is from RefSeq and is a predicted model, not a curated record. Lineage: Eukaryota; Metazoa; Chordata; Mammalia; Artiodactyla; Physeteridae.
AGAGCGGCAAGCCAGGCUGGGGAAUAUCUCCAGCUGAGGAAUGUGAGGCCUCUUAUCCCACCAAGCUCAACGCCCAACAGCUUCUGAUAAAACUCAAGUAACACUCUGUCAGAAGUGGAGCCCUCGCCCGUUCAUCAAGAUUUAUUGGCCUAAGAAAAUAAAGGAAACUCCACAAAAGAAUCAGAGCCAUGACUGGCUGAUCUAGAACACACACGCCCUGGACAGCAGGUAAUUUCAUGCUCUUAAAAUGGGGCAUAAAGUGGUCGUAUUCGACAUUUCUGUCAUCAGAGCCUUGUGGGAAACUCGUGUCAAGAAGCACAAAGCCUGGCAGAAGCAGGAGGCAGAAAGGCUCGAGAAAAGCGCAUUGGAAAAGAUAAAGGAGGAGUGGAACUUCGUGGCCGAGUGCAGAAGGAAGGGCAUCCCCCAGGCUGCGUACUGCAAGAAUGGCUUCAUAGACACCAGCGUGAGGCUUCUGGACAAGAUUGAAAGGAACUCCCUCGCAAGGCAGAGUGCAGUUUCCAAGGAGAGAGACAAACGGAGCAGUGAGUUUGUGUUUGAACUUACGGGGGAGCACUGGAAGGAGCUCCCAGAUUCCUUGAAGGAGCAGACGCACCUGAAAGAAUGGCACAUAAGCAAUACCCUGAUUCAGAUCAUUCCUAAGUAUAUCGAGCUGUUUCAAGCCGUGAGGAUUCUGGAUCUGCCAAAAAACCAAAUCUCCUGUCUUCCAGCUGAAAUUGGUCGUUUGAAGAACCUGAAGGAACUCAAUGUGCAUUUCAACCGUCUGAAGAGCAUUCCUCCAGAACUGGGAGACUGUGAAAAUCUAGAGAAACUGGAUUGUUCUGGAAAUCUAGAAUUAACUGAGCUCCCCUUUGAAUUAAGUAAUUUGAAGCAAGUUUCAUUCGUAGAUAUCUCAGCAAACAAGUUUUCCAGUGUCCCGAUCUGUGUCCUGCGGAUGUCUAAUUUGCAGUGGUUGGAUAUCAGCAACAAUAACCUGAAUGACCUGCCACAAGACAUAGACAGGCUACAAGAACUGCAGACCUUUCUCCUGUAUAAGAACAAGCUGACCUAUCUUCCCUUUGCCUUGCUGAACUUAAAGAAGCUUACCUUGUUAGUCGUCAGCGGGAACCACUUGGUGAAGAUCCCGACAGCCCUUUGUGACUCAUCCACACCUUUAAAAUUUGUAAGUCUUAUGGACAAUCCUAUUGAGAAUACCCAGUGUCAAGAUGGUAAUGAAACGAUGGAAAGUGAACAAGAUCGCCAACAUUUUGAUAAAGAAGUUAUGAAAGCCUAUAUUGAAGAUCUUAAAGAAAGAAAAUCUGUUCCCAGCUAUGCCACCAAAGUAUCUUUCAGCCUUCAGCUUUGAGGCCAUCCAUCAGAAGACUACAGAAUUUUCCUGACUUGUGGAGCUGUAAAUCUUCCUGUUGUGGGUCAUGUCAUAGAGGAAUAAUGGCUUGUGCUUAAAGGCAAAGUCUAGAAACCACGGUCAUAGUUGUUAGGAAAGAUGAUUUUCAAAUUUCAAAUAUGUGAGUACCUCUCUCUGUGGACUGGAGAAUUGAUAAAUGGGUUUAUAUAUUGAUAUUUAAAGGUUCAUUUGCAUACAGUUGUUUCCAAAUAAUACACAUUUAAUAUUUUAGAAAAUGUGUUAUUUUAAAAAAAUUAUCACUUAAAGACCAAAUUUUGAAGUUAAUUGCAUUGUUUUCAGGAAUCUGGAGGUAAAGGGAUGAUGAGAAGAGUAUUUAUACUGGACUAGUCAGAUGAGACUUUAUUUUAUUUUGUUAUUUAGAAAGAGUUUUAAUGCAUUAUUUCUUUUACUGAGGACAGUUUUCCUUGGGUUUAUACAAAUGGCUAUUUUCAUGUUUUAAGUUAUAUUUUACAAGUGUAGGCUUUCAGGAAAGACUUUAGGUAUAAUCUGGACCUUGAGGGCAGAAAGAAGGGCUGGAUUGUCUGCCCAGGCCUGGGGUUUAGAUGGUGUGCUGGUGGCCCUAGAGGAGCAAGUGUGGGCCUGGCUGGUCCUGGGAAGCCUUGCAUGCCUGCAUGGAUGGUCAGCCUGCCUUGAGUGGGCCCCUUGGGGGUCCUGGGGUGCCUGCCAGAGCACAGAGCAGAGGCCUUGCUUCCAGGGACCUGUCCUCCAAGGUGGCCAUGUAAGUAGUGGGAAUGACUAGUCCACACUGAUGAGGAGUCCCUAGCAAGGCUUCCCUGCAGAUACUACAGGAGAACUCUGCCUGUGGCCGAGAUGCUGCGGUCCAGAGGGAGCUCAGGAGACUGGGUUUACAUUGGCAAAGAAGGUAUUCAUUACAGGGCUUUGAACUUCGAUAUCACAUUGUAGGAUUUGGAGAAAUUGUACAAAUAUCUAUUUUUAUUCUGUUAUCUUGGGCUAAAAUAAACAGGAUUGUGAAUGUGUUGAAGCUAAGUUUAAACAAGUAGCUUUUGUGACUAAGAUGGAAAAAAUGCAUAUCUUCACAUAUAUUUAUAUAUGAAUCGACUCCUAUAUGGUCUAGCCCAGUGGUGUCCAGUAGUACUUUAUGCAGUGAAGGAAAUGUUCUGCAUCUGUGCUGUCUAAUUUAGUAACCACCAGAUGCAUGUGCUUCUUGAGCUCUUGAACAGUGUCUGGUGUGACUGAAGAGCUAAAUUUUUAAUUACAUUUAAAUUUAAAUAGCCAAAUGUAGCUACCAUAUCGUACAACACGAUCGAGCCAUUUGGGUUUUUCCGAAGUUAAUCUGGGCUACAAAUGAAGAGGGAUUUUAAUUUUCUUAUCUGAAGAACCAGUCUACACCCAGAGGGGUUAAUACUGACACCCAACAUUUUGUCUUAAUAGGUUUAAUCAUAACUCUAAAUAUUUUAUCCUCAACAGACAUAAAGCAGGCAGAACAGUCUAAAGCCACAUACUAAUGCUUCAGUAGAGUACUGCUUCAACUUAAAGACAAACUCUGAGAAGUAGGUUAAGAGAUGGAAAGAGUAGGAAAAUGAGAAAUCACUUUAACUGAACCUCAAACAAUUGUAUUUUUCUUUAUAACACUUUACAAAUAUAAUGCAAAUUUAUUAGUUGUACUACGUGAAUGAUUUUGGAAUUUUAUUUCAUGCUACAGUAUAUGUUACAUACAGCCAAAUGGAAAAUAUAUCUGAAAAGGGGGGAAAUGAGGGCUUUUGCAUAAAUUGACUGUCCAUAACUCAUGUAAAAUUUAUUUCAGUAAAACCAGUCUUUUGUGCAAAAACCUUA